CCACAUCGCAUUCCCCGAGAUAACCACCAUAUUCCCUCUCAUUCCUCGCCGAACGCCCACGCACACCCCCAUGCGCGCCAAGAAUUAGCCAACCAACCAAAUUCACCGCUGCUACUGUAUAAACUACUAAACCAAUCUUCUCAAAAAUUAAGUAAAAAACUCAACUCAUCAUAAACCCAUUCAAACACCACCGCGGCACCACCACUACGCUUCCGUCCCAAAACCCUAAUAACCGAAUGUUCACGAAUCGAUUAGAAACAGUGUAAUGGCCACCGACGAACAUGACAAACCAAUCCAGGAAGUCUUGUCCUUCCCGAUCCUCCUAUCGGACCGGAUACGGACGGCGGCCGACGACGCCGGCACUUUCAAGGCCGACUGCGCCGAAGUGGCGAAACAGGUCGACCGCAUCGCCCACAUGCUCCGGUCCGCGGUCCGGUUCGCCGCCUCCUCCCUCUACGAGAGGCCAGUCCGCCGCAUCCUCGCCGAGGUCUCCAGGACCCUGGGCCGGUCCCUGAAACUGGUCAAGAGGUGCAAGCGGCGGCGGCGCCUCCUCCUCUGCCUCGGCCGCGUAGCCCGGUCCGAUUUCCGGAAGCUCCACGGCCUCCUCGAGGCUUCGGCCGCCGACAUGCGGUGGCUCUUGGGGAUCCUCGACCGCGACUCCGGUAUCGUUCUCUCUCUCCCCCCCAUCGCUAGCACCGACCCGAUCCUGUCCUUCGUCUGGUCCUUCGUCGCCGCUCUCCACUGCGGAGAGCCGGGCGAUCGAAUCGAGGCCGCGAGCGAGCUCUCUUCGCUCGCGCGGGACAACGACAGGAACAAGCAGAUUAUAGUGGACGAAGGCGGGGUUUCGCCGCUGUUGAAUCUGUUGAAGGAGGGCUCGUGUCCCGAUGCCCAAAUUGCGGCCGCAAACGCGUUGUUCGAGGUGGCCGAUAGUUGGGAUAGGGUUAGGUUGAUGGGUAAGGAGCAAGGGAUUUUUUCGGUUGUAGUUCAGGUUUUGGGGAAGUCCCCGAUGAGGGUCCAGAUUCGGGUGGCGAAUUUGAUUUCUAGGAUGGUGGAACUAGACCCGGAAUCGCAGGAGGAUUUCGCUAGGGAGAAUGUGAUUAGGCCGCUUGUGACGCUGUUGUCGUUUGAGACUUUUGUGGAUGGGGAGGAACGGAAUCCUACAUUGGGUAUUCACCCUGUUGUUAAAAUUAAUAAGGAGAUGGAGAGGAAUUCGGAGAAUCCGAAACAGGGACAUCAUUUGAGUUGGUCUUGGUCUUUCUGUUCGGAUGGUAGUAAUGGGAAUUAUAGGAAGGAGAGAGAGAAUGAGGAUCUGGAAGUGAAGCUUAAGUUGAAGAUUGCUUGUGCUGAAGCUUUGUGGAUGGUUGCUAAAGGGAGUGUGUUGAAUAGUAGGAGGAUAACCGAAACCAAAGGGCUGCUUUGUUUGGCUAAGCUUGUUGAGAAGAGUCAAGGGGAGUUGCAAUUUAAUUGCUUGAUGGCGAUUAUGGAGAUAACAACUGCUGCUGAGUUGAGUGUUGAUCUUCGACGUGCAGCCUUUAGGAAUAACUCUCCGGCUGCCAAAGCUGUGGUGGACCAACUCCUGAGGCUGAUUAAGGAGUUUGACAGUCCAUCGCUACAAAUUCCGUCUAUAAAGUCAAUUGGGUCAUUGGCUCGUACAUUUCCCGCUAGAGAGACCAGAACUAUUGCUCUCCUAGUUGAGCGGCUUUGUCAUGCGAAUCAAGAUGUGGCAACAGAAGCUGCUAUUUCCCUGGGGAAGUUUGCUUGUCCGGAGAAUUUUCUUUGUGUUCAGCAUUCUAAGACAAUAAUUGAGUUCAAUGGGGUUCCACCUCUGAUGAGACUGUUGAGGGCUGGCGAGCAGGCGCAGUUGCAUGCACUGAUUCUCCUUUGCUACCUUGCAAUGCAUGCUGGAAACACUGAGGAUUUGGAACAAGCAAGGGUGUUGAUUGCUCUAGAGGGGGUGGACCAUACAGUGGUACCUCAAAAUCACGAGCUAAGAGAAUUGGUACCAAAGGCAAUUUAUCAUCUCAAUCUGUAUCAAGCCAGUGUCCAUCCUCAGAGACAGCCUUAUGCCCCAUAAGUACCAUUUGAGCAUGUUGGAAGCCCAAUUCUCUAUAUUUGCUAUUCCUACACUAGCUUAGUACAUAUUGGAAAGAAAAUGACAAGAACCAAAAAGAAAAAACAAAGAGGGCAGGGAUACAUAAACAGUGUUUCAUUUGCAAAUUAUUGAUUUACCUAAAAGGAGAAAUGCACUAAAGUGCGAUAAAUUCUUUUAAUGAAGAUUACAUGGACCCAUAUCUUGUUAGCUGCUCAAAUUGUGAUGGGUUUGUUGGGUUUUGUCAACAAGAUGCUACAAAUUUUUGUUUGACU
Molecule: messenger RNA, 2364 nt
Organism: Rhododendron vialii
Lineage: Eukaryota; Viridiplantae; Streptophyta; Magnoliopsida; Ericales; Ericaceae
Exons: 1
Coding region: 266-2074 (602 amino acids)
Biological process (GO): cell surface receptor signaling pathway
Molecular function (GO): protein binding
Source: RefSeq, a predicted model, not a curated record